Nothobranchius furzeri (turquoise killifish) is the source of this 2580-nucleotide messenger RNA. RefSeq names its product protein phosphatase 2, regulatory subunit B', delta (gene ppp2r5d). The record is from RefSeq and is a predicted model, not a curated record. Lineage: Eukaryota; Metazoa; Chordata; Actinopteri; Cyprinodontiformes; Nothobranchiidae. Gene Ontology annotation, biological process: signal transduction; protein dephosphorylation. Gene Ontology annotation, molecular function: protein phosphatase activator activity. Gene Ontology annotation, cellular component: cytosol; protein phosphatase type 2A complex; nucleus.
AUGUAUUUUCAGCCAAUCAGAAAAAUCCAUACAGUGGUUGCUAGGCGAAUGAUCCGGCCAGUAGCCAAUCUGAUUUGCCGUUCGUGAAGCGAGCAGGGAGUUGAGAAAGACCUAGUGACAGCGCCUGAGUCCCGUGAAGGAACAUCACGGAGGCUCGCUCCGUGGGAACACGACAGCCGUCAGGAUGCCGAACAAAACCAAGAAGGAGAAGGAAACAAGUAAAUCAUCCAAAAGCAGCUCAAAAAACAGCAGCAGCAGCAGCAUUGGGAAGGAUGGAACCUCAGAGAACUCUGAUGAGUCACAGCAGCAGAGCAACAACAACAAACGUGCAAGUAACAGCACGCCUCCACCCACCCUGCUCAACAAGAUUAAAUACUCUGGAGGUCCUCAGCUGGUGAAGAAGGAGCGCCGCCAGAGCUCGUCCCGCUUCAGCCUGACCAGGAACCGGGAGCUGCAGAAGCUACCUGCCCUCAAAGAUGCCCCUGCUGUGGAUCAAGAGGAGCUGUUCAUGCAGAAGCUGCGUCAGUGCUGCGUUCUUUUUGACUUCAUAUCCGACCCGCUCAGUGACCUGAAGUACAAGGAAGUGAAGAGGGCAGGGCUUAAUGAGAUGGUGGAGUACAUUACACACAACAUCGAUGUGGUCACCGAGUCCAUCUACCCCGAGGCCGUCAUCAUGUUUUCUGUCAAUGUGUUCCGGACUCUUCCUCCAUCCUCCAACCCCACCGGAGCCGAGUUUGACCCUGAGGAGGAUGAGCCCACACUGGAGGCGGCCUGGCCCCAUCUGCAGCUGGUGUACGAGUUCUUCCUGCGCUUUCUGGAGUCUCCAGACUUCACACCGAACAUUGCAAAGAAAUACAUCGACCAAAAGUUUGUCCUCUCGCUCCUGGAGCUGUUUGACAGUGAAGAUCCCAGAGAGAGAGACUUCCUGAAGACCAUCCUUAACCGCAUCUAUGGAAAGUUCCUCGGUCUUCGAGCCUACAUUCGCCGGCAGAUAAACAACAUCUUCUACAGGUUCAUCUACGAGACGGAGCACCACAAUGGCAUUGCGGAGCUUCUGGAGAUCCUGGGGAGCAUCAUUAAUGGCUUUGCUCUGCCGCUGAAAGAAGAACACAAGAUGUUUCUGAUCAGAGUUUUGCUGCCACUGCAUAAAGUUAAGUCUCUAAGCGUGUACCACCCUCAGCUGGCCUACUGUGUGGUUCAGUUCCUGGAGAAGGACAGUAGCCUGACUGAGCCAGUCAUCAUGGGCUUGCUGAAGUUCUGGCCAAAGACUCAUAGUCCAAAGGAGGUCAUGUUCCUGAAUGAGCUGGAGGAGAUCCUAGAUGUCAUCGAGCCAUCAGAGUUUGUUAAAGUUCAGGAGCCGCUCUUCAGACAGCUCGCCAAGUGUGUCUCCAGUCCUCACUUCCAGGUGGCAGAGAGAGCUCUAUAUUACUGGAAUAACGAGUACAUCAUGAGUCUGAUCAGCGACAAUGCAGCUAAAAUCCUCCCCAUCAUGUUCCCCGCUCUCUACAAGAACUCCAAGAGCCACUGGAACAAGACCAUCCACGGUCUCAUCUACAACGCCCUGAAGCUCUUCAUGGAGAUGAACCAGAAGCUGUUUGAUGAUUGCACGCAGCAGUACAAGGCUGAAAAACAAAAAGAAAAGUACAAGCUGAAGGAGCGGGAGGAGAUCUGGCUGAAGAUUGAGCAGCUAGCCCGGCAGAACCCACAGAGUAAUAAGCUCCGCCCCUUCCAUCCUGGACUCCACCGUCAGGAGGAGUACAUGUAUGGCGACGGUGGUGUGGCCAUCUACUCAAUGGAGACAGAGACUCCGACAGCUGAGGACAUCCAGCUGCUGAAGAAGACUGUGGAGAGCCAAGCCUCACAGGGUCUGAAGGAUCUGAAGAAGGACAAAGUCCUGAUGCGGAGAAAGUCAGAACUGCCACAGGACGUUUACACCAUCAAAGCGUUGGAAGCUCACAAGAGGGCCGAGGAGUACCUGACAGCCAAUCAGGAGGCUCUCUGACCAGGGGAGGCAACCCCUCCUGAGCCCAGCUCAGUCCCCUUCCUUCUACCCAUCUCUGCAGGGAGGAGCUUGUUGCUGCUGUGGACGAUCAGAUGAGGACAGAGCUGAUGCUACGUUCUAACAAAAAAGAUGAGAAACUCAGCUCAGCGCCUGGUAGCUGAUUAAAAGGACACUAGAAACUCAGACUGUCCACAUACCGUCCAACGUGUGUCAGUGCUCCACUGUGACUGGACAUAAUCAUGCCACCCCCCUCAGCCAAUGCUUCUUCUGGACUUUACCGCUGUCAUGUGUGAAGUACCUGAAUGCAUCACCUGCAGCAAUUUCCACCGCAGGAACUGACAGCCUGUGGUGUGUGUUCAAGCUCCCACCGAUGCUUCUCAGCAGAAAGUGUUGUGAUUCAGGUGCAUUCAGAAACGAACUGAUGUCACUGACAUGAUGACAUCAUCACUGUGACACAUGUACCUGCAGCUACAGGUGUUGAACGAUAGCCGCUGUUCUUCACACGUCGUUAUUAUUGGUGUAUAAAUGGUCAUUUUGGCUCACUCCAGAUGUUCAGUGGAAUAAAAAAUCUGAUCUUA